Molecule: messenger RNA, 645 nt
Organism: Hyposmocoma kahamanoa
Lineage: Eukaryota; Metazoa; Arthropoda; Insecta; Lepidoptera; Cosmopterigidae
Exons: 1
Coding region: 1-645 (214 amino acids)
Biological process (GO): DNA integration
Molecular function (GO): nucleic acid binding
Source: RefSeq, a predicted model, not a curated record
AUGGUGACGAUAACUGCAGAAGAAGUUUCCGACAAAUUAGUGUCAGGAUGGAUAGCCCGUUUCGGUGCUCCUAGCAUCGUCACCACCGAUCAGGAGCGUCAAUUUGAGUCGGUGCUAUUUCGGCGACUCAUGGAUUUCUGCGGAGCGAAAAGAAUCCGUACCACCAGUUACCAUCCUUGCGCCAAUGGCAUGGUGGAACGCCUCCAUCGUCAGCUCAAGGCAGCUCUCAUGUGCCACGCUGAUACGUGGACGAGAGCGUUGCCUCUGGUGCUUCUCGGCAUGCGGACAGCUUUUAAGGAGGACAUUAAUGCGUCGUCAGCGAAACUCGUUUUCGGCAAGACCGUCCGCCUUCCUGGCAAGUUCAUUGUUGCUCCCCCUAAACUAAUCAGCCCCGCAGAUACAUCUGAUUUAAUAACGCAAUUGAGACAUGCGAUGGCGUCGAUUCGGCCGGUUCCUGCAUCUCACCAUGACAGGCCUUCGUCUUUUAUAUUUAAGGAUUUGGCGACGGCCACUUACGUAUUUCUUCGGGACGACACGUCUCGAAGAUCGUUGCAACCGCCGUACUCCCGACCUCACCGCGUCCUCGAUAAAAGGGACAAGAAAAUUUCGCUUGACGUCGGCGGAAGGACAGUUUUAAUUACGUAA